UGCAAAUCAGAGGCUCAGAUUAAAAAGGGUGAUAGAUUAAAAUUCCUUCCCUUUCUCAUUAGCGAUCAAAUUGAAGCGCCAAAAAUAUGGAGGAAGAAAUGGAUGAAACCGAAGCCCUCCCUCAGGUCUACAUGGCUUGCAUUCACCACGGUCAUCGAAUUGGAAUUUCCUACUAUGAUUCCAGCAUUCGUCAGCUUAAUGUAGUAGAAGUUUGGGAUGAUGGUAGCUCAGACUUCCCACUGAUUGAACUUGUUAAAUAUCAAGCAAAUCCAGUGAUUAUAUAUACAAGUACAAGAACCGAAGAAUCUUUUCUGUCAGCUUUGCAACGAAGUGAUGGAAUGAUAGAGGCUACCACAGUGAAGCUUGUUAAAAGCUCGAUAUUCACAUAUGAACAAGCAUGGCACAGGUUGAUAUACCUUCGAGUAACAGGAAUGGAUGAUGGGUUAAACAUCAAGGAGAGAAUUUGCUACCUAAGUUCUAUGAUGGACAUGGGAAGUGAUAUCCAAGUUCGUGUAAGUGGGGGCCUUCUUGCUAUAUUAGAGAAUGAAAGAAUUGUAGAUACCCUUGAGCAAAAGGAGUGUGGGACUGCUUCAAUCACAAUUGAUUCUGUCACUGAAAUUUCAUUGGACAAAUUUCUUAAGCUUGACGCCGCAGCACAUGAGGCAUUGCAGACCUUUCAAGUAGAUAAACAUCCAAGUCAUAUGGGAAUUGGUAGAGCAAAAGAAGGGUUCUCGCUGUUUGGAAUCAUGAACAAGUGUGUGACACCAAUGGGGAGACGUCUUUUGAGAAACUGGUUCCUGAGGCCCAUACUUGACCUGGAAAACUUGAACAAUCGUCUCAAUGUUAUAUCAUUCUUUCUUUCUUCUGAAGAACUGAUGGUUUCUCUAAGUGAAACUCUGAAAUCCGUGAAGGAUGUCCCUCACAUACUAAAGAAAUUCAACUCGCCAAGCUCUAUGUGUACAAGUAGCGACUGGAUGGCUUUUGUAAAGAGCAUCUGUUCGCUCUUGCAUGUGAACAAGAUAUUUGAAGUGGGUAUUUCUGAAAGCCUUCGAGACCAUAUGGAGUGCUUGAAUGUGGACAUUGUUGCUAAGGCCAGUUCAUGCAUCACCACAGAUCUGGCAUACGUGUAUGAAUUGGUUAUUGGUGUUAUUGAUGUAAACAGAAGUAAAGAGAAGGGUUAUGAGACACAAGUGAAAGAGGGCUUCUGUGACGAGUUGGAUGAGCUGAGAGAAAUAUACGAGGAAUUGCCAGAAUUUCUGGAAGAGGUUUCAUCAUUAGAGCUCGAACAAGUUCCUCAUUUACGCAAAGAGAUGUUUUCCCCUUGUAUUGUUUAUAUUCAUCAAAUAGGAUACUUGAUGUGUUUUUUUGAAGAGGAACCUGACGAUAUCGCACAGGCGAGAAUUGAAGAUCUUGAAUUUGCAUUCUCUGACGCUGACGGAGAAACAAAGAGAUUCUUUUAUCGUACACCAAAGACACGAGAAUUAGAUAGCCUUCUUGGAGACAUUUAUCAUAAAGUUCUAGAUAUGGAGCGGGCAAUUAUCAGAGACUUGGUCUCACAUGUAUUAACGUUCUCAACACAUUUACACAAGGCUGUGAACUUUGUGUCUGAACUUGAUUGCCUUUUGUCAUUGACAAUGGUUGCUCGCCAGAACAAUUUUGUGAGGCCUACUUUAACCAUGGAGACCAUUCUUGAUAUACAAAAUGGCAGACAUGUUUUGCAGGAAAUGGCAGUAGAUACAUUUAUCCCUAAUGACACAAAGAUUCUUGAUGAAGGAAGGAUUCAUAUCAUCACUGGUCCUAAUUAUUCAGGGAAAAGUAUCUACACAAAGCAGGUGGCUUUAAUUGUUUUCCUUUCUCAUAUUGGAAGUUUUGUACCUGCUGAUGCUGCAACAGUUGGAUUAACUGAUAGGAUAUUCUGUGCGAUGGGAGGCAAGUUUAUGACUGCAGAACAGUCCACUUUCAUGAUAGAUCUACAUCAAGUGGGAAUGAUGCUAAGGCAGGCAACAUCACGGUCUUUAUGUUUGCUGGAUGAAUUUGGUAAAGGAACCCUGACAAACGAUGGCAUUGGUCUUCUUGGUGGGACCAUAACGCACUUUGUCAACUUAGAAGUUCCGCCGAAGGUUCUGGUGUGCACUCACUUGACCGAGUUAUUUAAUGAAAGUUGCUUACCAAAGUCUGAGAAAAUAAACUUUUACACCAUGAGCGUGCUACGGCCACAGGAGAACUCUACAAAUGUUGAAGACAUUAUCUUUCUAUACCGGAUAGUUCCCGGACAUGCAGCUCUGAGCUAUGGACUACACUGUGCACUACUAGCAGGUGUCCCAGAGGAAGUGAUUAGCAGAGCAAGGUUAAUCCUGGAUGCUAUUGAAAAUAAUAAGAAUGUGGAGCGAUUGUGCAAUGAGAAAAUAUCAUCCAAAGACCAGCAAUAUAAGGCUGCAGUUGACAAGUUGUUGGCGUUCGAUUUUCUAAAGGGCGAUCUCAGCACCUUCUUCCAAGAUAUAUGAAUUCUUUCAUACUAAAUCAUGAAAAGGUAUCGCUCAAGAGUUAUCGUCGCACUAAUAUUGAUGGGAUGUCCUAGGAAGUGAUGACAAGGCUGGUUAGUCAUCAAGUAAGACCAUGUGUAUUGUCAUGUGGCCGCCAAUGAUCGUACGCCAGAUAUGUUUGUAAGGAUUAUAAGCGCUUGACGCGUGGUUGUUAUUGGUUGUUCGCAAGAUACGCCUCGCAGAGCUAGAGGUUCGCCUAGUUGAGGUUCAGAGAACGUGAGGUUCAUGUAACUGAAGUUUGCAUGUAGUAACAACUUUGCUGCAGAAUUUUCCAUAACUGUAGCAGGCCUCACUCCAUGUGAUCUCUUGAUCUCCACCAUUAUAUGCCAAGUCUAAUAUUUCCAUCACUUCUGCCUCUGAUGUCACCAUCAAAUAUGCUACAAUGUACUAAAAAAACACCCAUAUUUAAGUUCAAAAUGUGAACCCCAAAUUUAUCGAGGCAAGUUGAUGGUUCUAAGGAUUGGAAACCUGAUCAGAGACUAAGAAGAACCAAGCUUUGGUGACAAAAUAUCUGAUGCAAGCGGCAAUAGCGGCGAAAAAAGCAUAACCAACACAUACGCAGAAUCAUUUCAAAAAUUUUCCGGAGCAAAAAUUAAAAACUAUGCCCUAGGAUGAAAAUGAAAA
Molecule: messenger RNA, 3167 nt
Organism: Hibiscus syriacus
Lineage: Eukaryota; Viridiplantae; Streptophyta; Magnoliopsida; Malvales; Malvaceae
Product: DNA mismatch repair protein MSH5
Exons: 35
Coding region: 87-2504 (805 amino acids)
Biological process (GO): mismatch repair; chiasma assembly
Cellular component (GO): nucleus
Molecular function (GO): mismatched DNA binding; ATP binding; ATP-dependent DNA damage sensor activity
Source: RefSeq, a predicted model, not a curated record